AUGCUCACAUUGUAUCUAGUCCAUCUUACAUAGAUCCCCGAGAUGGUUCUUUGACUUGGUUUAUAGUUCCGUGAGUUACUUGAAUACAGAGAUGGGCAAGGACUGGUUUCCUCACCUAUCAUUUGUCAUAAAUUGAGGCGGUUUUAAAUCUUCCUCACCCUUCAACCAAUUAUGGCUUCUGAUCUCAAAGGAACAGCUGUUGUGAUUAUGGGUGUUAGUGGCGCUGGGAAAUCCACAAUAGGUGAGAUGCUAGCAAAAGUUAUAAAUUGCAGUUUUCUUGACGCGGAUGAUUUUCACUCUCAAUCAAGCAAAGAAAAGAUGCAUAAAGGAAUCCCUUUAUCAGAAGAAGACCGUACUCCAUGGCUUGAAACGCUACGAGAUGUCCUAAGAGCAAGCUUAAUUGGUGGAGAAAAUGUAAUUCUUGGGUGUUCUGCUCUGCAGAAACGGUACAGAGAAAUUCUUAGAUCUGCUCACACAAACUAUGAACCGGGAAGCUAUGUUUCUGUUGUGAAGUUUGUUUUGUUGGAUGCUCGGGCUGAGGUUCUCUCUGAUCGUCUAGAGAAAAGAGCAGCAGAAGGGAAGCAUUUCAUGCCUGCUUCGCUCUUGCAAUCUCAACUCGAUUUGCUUCAGAUUAAUGAAUCUGAGGGGAUACUUAAGGUUGAUGCUACAUUAAGUCCUCAGACAAUUGUGGACACCAUAAGAGCUUUGAUUUUCUGAAGCAAGAAUUUACCACAGGUGAGAAUUUGUUACCAUAUUAAAAUGAUUUUUUUUCCCAAGGAUCAUGUUGAAGUGGUGUCUUUGGUUUAUUUAAUGUAGAAAAUGAAAAUGAUUCCUGAGAAAUAAAUACUUUGAUGAAUUUGAUCCUAAAAUCCUAAACUUUGGAGUCAUUUAUCUUGUCUCGAGCAUAAGAAAUAUUGACUUUGUUAAAAGCAGAUUAAUGAAGGAGAAUGGUUUUUUUUUUUUUUUUUUUAUCAUAUUUUUUUUCUUUUACAAGUCCUUGUGACAUAAAUUCUGAAAUAUAGGCUAAUUUUCUCCACGGUUCAAUCUUUCGUAGAAUAUGCUAAUUCAACACCGAUUGAAAUGGCCAUCAAUGCUUUUGAUAUGAUCUCAUUGUCUAAACAAAACAGCUGAACUUGCUGAUUGAUUCUUGAUUUAAGCGGAAAUUAUGAAUGUUCACGAGCAAUGAUAAACAAUUUUGAAUCCAUAAAGUUAUGAGAUAUAUUCGCGGAGAAAAUUUGAUGUUGUGUUCAUAAUUGAAUAGAUGAUUGUACUCUCUUCAUUAUAUGUAUUUAUAAUGAAAGAAUUAACUACUGUAAAACUUUAUAAGGGAAACCUAAUAUCAAAAGGAAACUAACAUUUAAGCAUAAACCUAAAAAUAAAGUUUGAAAAAAAAUAGAGUAAGAAACUUAACCAAUAAAAAUUACUAAAUAUAAAAAUUGAGAGCAAUCCGAGUUCGUUUAGGCAAUGAACGAAAAUUUCAAAAUAAUUAACAGCUAAAAGAUGUAUUUCGGUCGAAAAAUGGCGUACGUCACGACGUAGCAGCGAGUCUUGCUUGUUAGACCAUUUUUAGCCCCCCAAAAAAAAAAAACAAAAAGUGAAAAACAGACACUUCGGGAACGGUUCAGAAAAUCUGUCAGCACGCCCAUUUAGCCAUUUGGCAAUUCAAUCAGGCUAUAUUGGCUUCAACAAUCAGUUCUAUGCUUCUUGUACCUUCUAAUACGAGGAUAAUUGCUCAAAAUUGUUAGUAAAUUCAUUCUCUUAAUUGAAAUUGCUUCAUGCGUCUCAUAAUUUGCAUCACUUCAAUAAUAUAUAUCAUCAUAACUUCCCUGACAUUAAGGAUAGUUACUCAAAAUUUAUAUGGAAUUCAUUCUCUAAAAAUAUAAAACUCAACUGCUACAUUCUUAUCAUUGUUUGCAUCACUUAUAACAUCACUAGCCUUGCAUCCAGUCAUAUGUAUUGGUUCUACUUGUGGUUGAAGAAAUGGUCAAGCUGCAUUUUGCACUAUGGAACAUUGAUUAGGGAAGUGGAUGUUAGAUCUCUGGUCCCUUUGAAUGGAGCAGUAAAAAUAUAAAAUAAAAUAAAAUUAAAACUAAAAAAAUAAAUAAAAAAUGGAACUUUGUUAAGCAUAAUCUUGUAGUGUGUUUGUUGUUGAUUGAUAAGUCAAUUAAGUGGAUAUUUUAUGCCCAACUAGUUAUCAAUUAAAAGAGAAACGUCACUUGAAAUUGUUGUUAAUGUUAAAUGUGUUGUGUGGAAGUUAAAAGGACAAACCCAACUUAGUGGGCGAGGCUCCUACCAUUGCCGGGGUUUGAAAAGGGUAAGAUAUAUGCCGUCUUUAUCCAGGUUUGAGAAUGGUAAGAUAUUUGCGGAGUGGUUGUUUAUGUGUUGUUGUGUGUAGUCUGAUUUUCGAAUUUGAUUAGAAAAUACUAGUUUUACUAUAAUUGAGCUAUUUAAAGCUUUCAAGAAGGCUGGAAAAAAAAAAAAAAAAAAAUCAAACUGAUAUAUAUAUAUAUAUAUAUAUAUAUAUAUAUAUAUAUAUAUAUCUGGUAACAAAAAAUCAAGCCACUUUAGACUCUCCAAAUGGUUCACAAAACAAAAAAAAUGAAGAGCAGACUCUUUCUCGACUUCUUCGUUGAUCUUGGGACUUAUGCUAUUUGUGGUUGGAGGGAUGGAUUGAGGAGGGAUAAAUGAAGUUUUUCGUAUUUGGUUGGAGGAAAGGGAAGAAAGAGAGGAAGCAGGGAUGAAGUAUCCCUCCUUUCUUUAAUAAUUUUCUAUCCGCCCAAUUUUGGGGAAGGGAGGAUAGAAAAAGUGAAUAACUACCUACAAAUAUACAAUUUACAAUUUUAACCUUUUCAAAUAAUUCAAAUGAAUAUCUACCCUUUAUUAUUUUAUAUGGGGGGUAUAUUGGUAUAAAAUAUAAAAACUCUUUUUUCAUUCAUUCCAAUCAAAAAAAAAAAAAAGAA
Molecule: messenger RNA, 2960 nt
Organism: Cornus florida
Lineage: Eukaryota; Viridiplantae; Streptophyta; Magnoliopsida; Cornales; Cornaceae
Product: gluconokinase-like
Exons: 4
Coding region: 172-717 (181 amino acids)
Cellular component (GO): cytoplasm
Molecular function (GO): gluconokinase activity
Source: RefSeq, a predicted model, not a curated record